UCUCUUUCCUUAUCACUCCUCUCACUCUUUUUCUCCGUCUUCUACAUCAUUGCCUCUCCUCUCUUAUUACUUCUCUCUCACUCUCCUUCUUCUCUUACUCCCCUUCUUCUCUCGCUCUCUUAUAUAUACUCCUCUCACUUCUUUUUCUCUCCGUCCUACAUCACCGUCCCCCUCUCUCUCCCUCCCUUGCUAUUCUCUCCUAUCACCACUCCUCACACAAUAUCCCACACUACCGCCAUAUUGAACUCUCUGUUCCCACCAAAGAAUCUUUCUCCGAUCGUCUUCUUCUUCGUGUUUUGCCUCCAUUUCCCGCUUCGUUCGUAAAUAGGAAACAAGGCUGCAAGUUUGCAGAAUCAUUUGGAAAAAAUUCCAUGAAGCAGUUGUUCUCUUUCCGAGUUCAAAUCCCACCUAGUUUAACCUCACUGAGGGAGACCAGAUCGGAGCAUGUGCCUCUGAUACACUGAUGACCCCCACAAUUUCUCAAGGUUGGAGGUGAUCAAAAGAGGUGAGUGUUAGGAGAAAUGGCCCCUAACAACCCUCUGUCAAUAUGGGGCAAUGAGAAGACGAUGAACCUUAAUACUUUAAUCCUGACCAACAUACAAUCAUCCCCUUACUUCAAGGUCAAUCUCUAUGAACUGAAAACUUACCAUGAAGUGAUAGAUGAGAUCUAUUACAAAGUGUCGCAUUUGGAACCAUGGGAAAAAGGAAGCCGGAAGACUGCUGGACAGACUGGAAUGUGCGGUGGGGUGCGAGGCGUCGGAGCCGGUGGCAUUGUUUCCAGUGCGUUUUGUCUCCUCUAUAAAUUGUUUACUUUGAGGUUGACCAAAAAACAAGUGAACGGCUUAAUCAGUCACCAGGACUCCCCUUACAUCAGAGCCCUAGGGUUCAUGUAUAUCAGGUUUACUCAGCCACCUCAGGAAUUAUGGGAUUGGUUUGAGCCCUAUCUGGACGAUGAAGAGGAAAUUGAUGUGAAGGCCGGUGGAGGUCACAGUAUGACGAUCGGUGAGAUGCUGCGUCAUUGGUUGACCAAGUUGGAAUGGUAUUCCACCCUGUUCCCUCGCAUUCCUGUACCCACACAGAAGGAUCUCGAUGAGAAAAUGAAGGCCAGGGCUUUCUCAAUGAACCAAAUGAACGACACCACUAGCAAGGCCCCUGGUUUGUCGGCUACAGAGGAGGUGGUCGCCGAGGUUGAUGAAGACUGGCACAAUGUGGAACAGCCUGUGGAGAGUAAUAGUAAGAGUGCAAGGUCCCCAGAGAGAAGGCGUUACGACCGGCCCCGCGAUAAGUUGCCCUCCUCUUCCUCUUCCUCUCACCAGAUGAGUCCCCUGAGCAAAGUCAGUGACAAGAAUCGAAUGUCGCACUCACCCCACGGCAAGUCUCCGCGCAGCCGUUCCCCGCACAGCCGGCGGUCGUCCCCUCACAGGAAGUCCCCCUCCAGUUCCAGCCACAAAUACUCAUCGUCAUCGCAACAGCAACAGUUGUCAUCGAUGGACGACUUUGCCGUGGAGCUGGCCCGGGAGCGUGAACGGCAGAGGCGCGAAAGGGAGCGGGAACGCAACGGUCGACAUAAAGACCACCACCACCAACAGCAGCAGCAGCAGCAACAACAACAACAACAACAACAACAUGACCUGACUGACUAA
Molecule: messenger RNA, 1643 nt
Organism: Octopus bimaculoides (California two-spot octopus)
Lineage: Eukaryota; Metazoa; Mollusca; Cephalopoda; Octopoda; Octopodidae
Source: RefSeq, a predicted model, not a curated record